Messenger RNA from Cajanus cajan (pigeon pea), 617 nucleotides. RefSeq names its product Heavy metal transport/detoxification superfamily protein. The record is from RefSeq and is a predicted model, not a curated record. NCBI's taxonomy places the organism in Eukaryota, Viridiplantae, Streptophyta, Magnoliopsida, Fabales, Fabaceae. Gene Ontology annotation, molecular function: metal ion binding.
UUAUAUAAGGCUUGGGCACACAUCUAUAGCAUAACAACCAGCAAAAAACAUUGAUUGCUAAUUGGAUUUGGAUGGUGUGAGUUGAAGCAAGUGUUGAGGAAUGGCCAACAUGCAAAUUGUCCCAGCUUACAAGAAUAUUGUGGAGCCACAGUAUGUUGAAAUGAUGGUUCCAUUGUAUUCUUAUGGAUGCGAGAAGAAAAUCAAGAAAACCUUAUCCAAUCUUAAAGGAAUAUACUCUGUAAAUGUGGAUUACUAUCAACAAAAGGUAACUGUAUGGGGGAUUUGCAACAAAUAUGAUGUGCUAGAAACCGUGAGAAGCAAGAGAAAACAGGCUCGAUUUUGGAACCAAGAAGACAAUGUUGUAUUAGAGACAUCACACUCACAAUCACAAUCACCCUCAUGUUCACCACCACCCUUUCCUCAUAGAGAUUUUAAGCCUUCUUUAGCUUUAACUAAGGUUCGGUCGCUAAGUAUGAAAGCAUGGAAGAAAGUCUUCGCUAGAUCAUUUUCUUUCUAGUAAGAACAAGUCAUCAGAUCAAGAGAGGAAUAAAAAAUGAGUGUAAAUUUUGGAAUGAAAUUAUGAAAAUGCUCCAUAUAAGUCUCACUUGUAUUGUACA